Molecule: messenger RNA, 714 nt
Organism: Desarmillaria tabescens
Lineage: Eukaryota; Fungi; Basidiomycota; Agaricomycetes; Agaricales; Physalacriaceae
Product: thioredoxin-like protein
Exons: 7
Coding region: 1-714 (237 amino acids)
Cellular component (GO): cytoplasm
Source: RefSeq, a predicted model, not a curated record
AUGAGCAGUAAUAAAAGAAUUGAGACCCUCGCUGCUCGCCUGGUAGAACCUAACGAUCCUCGUGACAGGGCACAGGAUUCCGACGACGACGAAACGCUCUUUGCAGAACUGGAAGCCGAGAUAGAGAAUGACGAGAACUACGCCAUGAGAGAGCAAGGCCUUGAGGUUCUCAAAAGAGAAAUGGACAAGAUGCAGGCGAUGAAACAAAAUCAGCAUGGCUCGUACACGGAAAUCUUCGACGAGAAAGAAGUUAUUCGGGUUACCGCACAAGAACCUAAAUCUGUUGUCCAUUUCUACCAUUCGAACUUCAAACGGUGCGAAAUCAUGGAUAAACAUCUUGCUGCCUUGGCACCUAAAUAUUUUAAUACUCGUUUCAUUCGAGUUUUCGUCGAGAACGUACCGUGGCUAGUCGAAAAGCUUGCUAUCAAGGUCCUGCCUUGCGUCAUAUGCUUUGUAAAUGGAACGACGAAGGAUCGGAUAAUAGGCUUCGAAGAGCUUGGGAAUAACGACGCCUUUACGACCGCUAUGUUGGAGCUGAGAUUAUCCGUGUCAGGUCGGUCUCUUUACAAGAUUCUAGGUAACCCUCCAGGCGUAUUGCAAAAGCAACAGCCGCCCGGCGUUAAUGACAUUUACAACGUGUCUUCCUCGAGUGCCAUACGCACGAAAAGGAAAGAGCAGGAAGAUGAUCGUGACAUAUUCGAUCUGGAUGAUUGA